AUGAGGUAUGUACACUUCCAGGAAGGGAACAUUGCCGUGGUCCGUUAUCAAGGCUUAAUGAAGAAACUGACAUCACCAUAUGGCGGACCAUACAAAAUAGUUUGCAGGGAGGGCAACGGGUAUUUUGGCUGUAUCCUUGAUGAGAAUGAAGCCCUGGAAUAUCCUACCUCGGUUAGUGAUGAGCUAACUGGACUCGUAAAAAAGGCCAAUGCUCUGGAAGAAUUCACUUCCAAAAACCAAGUACAACCAACAGAGGAGACUCAGUUCUCACUGAUACUCGACCACAGGCCGUCCAUCCGAGGUGAUGGAUCACAGGAGUACCUACUGCAAUGGAUAGAUGCGGAGCGUAUCUGGACGCAUGAAUCAGACAUGGCAGAUGCUGAUAUUCUUACUCUAUACCGUCAACGCACUCGACGCAAACAUAGACAAUCAUGGCAGACGAAGUCAACAGCAACGAGCACUGAUGAAAGAUCAGCGAACAAUAGAAAGCACACGAAGUGA
Sphaeroforma arctica JP610 is the source of this 501-nucleotide messenger RNA. RefSeq lists its product as hypothetical. The coding region runs from base 1 to 501 and encodes 166 amino acids. Lineage: Eukaryota; Ichthyosporea; Ichthyophonida. The record is from RefSeq and is a predicted model, not a curated record. The transcript has a single exon.